GCUGAGGGCUGCUUAGGCUAAAAGCAGAUUUUUGUUUGUGCUAGAAUGUGAAGUUAAUUUCAUUUUAUAAAGAACUGAAACAUUAAGAAAUCUGCAAGAUGUGGGUUCAAGGUGAGGAAGACUAUGCAGCUCCAGAACCUGACAGUGAGAGCAGCUUAUCCUCUGAAGAUGACGGAGACAUUCAGUGUGAGAUCCUGGAAAAGCAACGAGAUGAAGCCAAUCAGAAACUCUCCCAGUUAGAGGAAGUGUCCAGUCAGCUCCUGAAAGAGAUUGAUCUGCUGGAGAUUCAAUUUCAAAUUGAACGCUCCUGCAGGGAGUCUGCGGAGACACUGGCAGUACAGGUGACCAAAGAGAACAAAGUGCUGAAGAGGCGGAGCCAAAUGCUGCUGCCCCUCAUUCCUGAACUGCCUGAGACCCUCAGUGGUGUAGCUGUGACCUUUGACCCUGAGGCUGACCCUACAGUCCCUGCAGACCUGGGGGGUUCUGGGGGGGACGGUCAUGAGGAGGACCCUCUACUGCUGCAGAGCCAAGCCAAGAUCACAGAACUUCAGGCAUCGGUGGACGGUCUACUGGCUGAGAAGCUGCAGCUGGAGAAAGAAGUGCAGCUUCUAAACACAGAGGUUCUUCAGCUCAGAGAACAGCUGGUGCAGGAGGCCGAGGUCAAAGAGGUCCUACUGAAGAAACUCAACAAGCAGAACAAGACCAUGAAUAAGAUCAAACGAGUGUCCCAGCUUGUGACAGAGGAGUUCACAGACCUGUCUGAGAAGCUGGAGCUGGAGCAGGGCCUGCGGCAGCACUCUGAAGUCUUUGCCCACCAGAUGCUGCUGCAGCAGAAGGAGGCCCAGCGGCAGAACACAGAAACCAGUCUGCAGCUACAGCAGGCACUGGAGCAGAUCUCCAACGUCAGGACAGCCCUGUGUGACAUACAGGCCUACUACCACGACCAGGUCAAAAACAGUCAGAUGGUGAUAGAAAACACUGAGCUGCAAAACCUGAGAGAACAGCUGCAGAGGAGUGAGGAAGACAGGAAGCGGUUGGAAACUCAACUGUCUGAGGCCAACAGUAAAAUCACACAGCUCCAGGAGGAUGUGAAGGAGUUACAUGAUACAACGAAGAAGGAAGAGAGCACUGAAGAACCAGGAGAAGAGAAACCUACUACUGCUGCUGCUGCUCCUCCUCCAUCUCCUCCACCUCCCCCUCCUCCACCUCCUCCUCCUCCUCUUCCUCCUCCCACAAUUCUCAUCAAGCAAAGGAGGAAAGAGAAUCCCUGUAAAGAUGAUCCAAAGACUAAGUCGACCUCUGCAUCUUUUUUGGACGUGAAGUCAAACGCAGUGAAUGAAAUGAUGGAGAGAAUAAGAAAAGGCAUCGUACUGAGGCCAACUGUCAGACCACAGGAUGAUGAUAGUUCAUGGACGGACCAGAGGAGUGAAAACAGAAAAUCAGCAAUCCUAGAACUGAAAGGAGUUCUGGACAACAUCAAAUGGCAAAAUCCCCGUAGAAUACCAUCCAGAAGAGGAUUGGGCAGAAAUGUAUGUGAGACAGAGCUCAAGCUGGUACUCCAGAGGAGGAGGAGAGCCAUGGGAGACCACCAGGACCUAUGUGCAUCAAACCAGUCCCAGGCUCGACCAUGUGCCCCGGCAGAGCAGGCCUUUCCCUGGGUGGGUGAGAACAGUGACGUCCCUGUGCUCCGGAGGCUCAAACACAACAGGGAGAAGAGAGACUCUCGCAUCAGAGCGUCAGCACUGCUCAUCAGCCAGGAAAACUAACACAAACAACAGUCUGUAGUAGCUUUUGUCUAUGACAGUGGUUCCCAACCUUUUUUGAUUCAUGACUCUAUUUUAACAUCACAAAUUUCUGGCGACCCCAGACAUUCAAAACAGAGACUUUUUUUUUUUUUU
This is a messenger RNA of Sphaeramia orbicularis (orbiculate cardinalfish), 1898 nucleotides long. RefSeq names its product shootin 2 (gene shtn2). Gene Ontology annotation, cellular component: cell leading edge; cytoplasm; axonal growth cone. The record is from RefSeq and is a predicted model, not a curated record. The transcript has 17 exons. Gene Ontology annotation, biological process: positive regulation of neuron migration; neuron projection morphogenesis. The coding region runs from base 99 to 1766 and encodes 555 amino acids. Lineage: Eukaryota; Metazoa; Chordata; Actinopteri; Kurtiformes; Apogonidae.